Messenger RNA from Fonsecaea erecta, 1056 nucleotides. RefSeq lists its product as hypothetical. The record is from RefSeq and is a predicted model, not a curated record. The coding region runs from base 1 to 1056 and encodes 351 amino acids. Lineage: Eukaryota; Fungi; Ascomycota; Eurotiomycetes; Chaetothyriales; Herpotrichiellaceae. The transcript has a single exon. Gene Ontology annotation, molecular function: oxidoreductase activity, acting on NAD(P)H.
AUGGUUCCAAAGACCCAGAAAGCUCUUCUCGUCACCGAGGUCGGCAAGCCUCUUGUCCUACAGACAGAUCGCCCCGUCGCCGAACCGGGCCCAGGCCAGGUCCUCAUCCGCGUCACCGUUGCCGGGCCAAACCCACACGACCAGAAAGCCCGUGACUUUGGCCUCUUCAUCGCUCAGUCCCUGCCGGCCAUCCUCACGAACGACGUGGUGGGCGAAGUCGUCGCCCUCGGCCCGGAUGUGACCAAAUACGCCGUCGGCGACCACAUUGUAUCACAAGCUGGGUUCUCCGGAACUUAUGCCCAGAACGGUUUCCAGGAGUAUGCGAUUGCCGACGUCUUCGCCUCGGCGAAGAUCCCCGAGGGUUUUACCGACGACGACGGCGCCACGCUGCCCACGAACAUAAUUGCCCCCGUUGUCGCGUUGUUCGAUGCUUCGACGCUGGCCAUCCCUGCUCCGUGGUCCGACGCCGCGUCGAGCUUCGACUACAAGGGCACCACGCUGCUGAUCGUUGGUGGAGGCAGCAACUGCGGCAGGUACGGUGUCCAGCUAGCCGCUCUGGCCGGGAUCGGACGCAUCAUCGUGGUCGGCGGCGACGAGGCGGAGUUGAAAUCCUACGGUGCCACCGACGUCAUUGACCGCCACGCCUCGCCAGAUGAACUCACCCAGAGAAUCCGAGAUCUCGUCGGCGACGAGCUGGUGUACGCUUACGACGCCGUCAACCCUCCCAAGACUCAGGUCAUCGCGAUCAACGCCCUCUCGUCAACCAAAAAGGGCAAAGUCGCCCGCUUGUUGCCCACCGGCCCGAUCGACGAGUCUCUCGUCCACGCGAAAAAGGCAGGCUACGAGUUACUCAACACCUUUGGCAGUACCCACGCCAAGCUCGAAACGUGCAAGCCCUUCUGGGAACUCCUGCCACAGUACUUGCUGGAGGGCAAGGUGAAGCCGAAUCAGUACGAGGUGGUGAAGGGGCUCGAUGCAGACAAGGUGAAUGAAGUCCUGGAUCGGUAUCGGGACGGGAAGAAGGUGACGAAGACGCAUUUCCAUGUGUCUGAGUGA